AUGCCACCACCGCCUGCGGAUGCCGCGCCCAAUAGCCGGGCCAGCAAGAUCAAGAAGCUGAAGGCAACCAUCACCAAACUCGCCGAGGACUUGAUCCAGAAGCUCCAGACCCGAAGUCCCGAGCUCACCACAGCGGACACCCUUCGCGACAGCGUCCGCAAACACAUUCGUAGCAUCCACCAGCACCAAAGCCAGUACCAUCUCCACCAGACCCCCGGCACGGGGCUUUACAGCGACCGAACCCUCGACAGACUCGGUACGAACCUCUGGAACCAAUGCACCUACGUACGCCGAGAGAUCGCCGACAAGGGCACGGCCGCCCCCCAGAAAGCCCUCCUUCUGGCCUCCCGUGUCCUCGCUUUCCAGAUCAUCCAUCUAGUCCAGUGGGAAUAUGAGUGCCCUCCUGAGACUCUGACCUACCUGAUGCGGCAGGCCUUGAAAGCAGCCAGAUCAUGUAUCGAGGAACAGGACCCAGAGCUCUGCCAAAUAGUGGUUCAGCACCUAGCCGAGUACGAAGGUAGAGCAGAGAAGCUGUGCAAGGGAGAUAUCGAGGCCGAUCAGGCCCACGAGUGCUCCAGACUGAGGGCGGAAUAUUACGGCGUGCGUGUGGCUUUGUGCUGGAAGGAGAAUCAACUCGAGGUCGCCGAGCACAUGUACGCCCGGGUGGAAUCUCUGCUCCCUUCCUUGGACCACAAUUCCGCCGAGAGCCUGGCCGAGGUUCUCUACGAGAUCGGUAGGGACCUGGCCAUGGUGAAGAGGGACUUUCCAAUGGCCUCCAAGUGGCUAAAGAGGAGCAACGACAUCAUCAGCAGCCAGAGCAUUGGUCAGCUCAGUGCCGAAGGGGUAGGCCUCAGGCUCUCAAUCUUCCAGGCACAUAUCACGGCCCUUCUGGGACUCGAAUCUCCCGAGGGCUUUGAGCAGGCGCGCGAGCUGGUCGGCUAUCUUGAGACCGAGAUCGGAAAUCAGCCAUUUGUUCUCAUUCUCAACCUCGAGCUGCUCAGUAAGUCGCCUGCCGAAGUUUUCGACGGCGAGGCUUACGGAGACGUCCUCCGCCGCAUGAUCAAGGCCUUCAAGUAUACAGAUGCAAAUUUCAAGGCUCUCAAAAGGCACAUUCAAAAGCUCCACGAGAAGUGCCCUGGCCUCGGCGUGAAGAUACUCGACGAGUUUCUGGUGAGCGUGGAGAACGCCAACUUUGGCGGCGGCGACGGCCCCGAGUGGUACGACAAGCUCGUUGUCCUCCGGGUGAAAAUGACCACCCAACUCCGAGAGUCUAUGGACAGCAUCCGGCAGGCUAAAGCAUUCUUCUCCAAACUGGGGCUGCCGGUUGGAACAAAGGCGGCCACAGGCUCUCAGAUGCUGAUCUGGAAGAUGAUCGACGCUAGCUAUUCUCAGGGGCACUGCGAUGUGGCAUCGGAGUGGUGUCAUCUCGCACUCGCACCGGUAUUUCAGGAUUCGGGCCCGAUCAACAAAGCAAAAAUUGAAAGGAAGUUGCUGCUCUGCAGCCUAUCUCUCAAUGACUUGCCGGCGGCCCUAUGCACUUACCACGGCAUGGCCGAGCAAGCGCAAAAGGAAGUCAUGACAAGGUAUUUGAUGUUCAAAGUCGCUGCUCGAAGUGGCGACUUUGACUUGGCUACCCAAUGCCUAGAGACCUUGAGCGCGUCCGACAAAGGAGAAGACUUACUAUACGCGUGUGUCCUGGACGCUCAAAAGGCCGGUGACAAUGCAUCUGUUUCCGAAGCCUUGAAGCGGCUUGUCCAGAGCGGUGGGCACAAGACGAACGGUUCGAUCCAUCUCCCAACACUUCUGAGAUGCACCAUCCGGUAUUUGCACAAGCUUCUGGAAGAUGGCGACAGCCAUAUCGAUCAGUCAAGCGUCGUCUCGGAUAUUAUACUCAUGUUCGAUCAGGCUGUAAAAGGAAUGGACAGAAACGAGACGGACGCUGGCGGUAACAGGCUGUUCGAUCUCAGAGAACUCGAAUGGUUCUGUCAGAAUUCUUACAACUUGGCGAUCAAGAACACCCAGACGUGGGAUCCACGCCAGGUGGUUCGGAUCCUGGACGCUUGCAUCAGGAUCGCGGGCCAUUUCCCGCUCGACGCAAGCUCUCCAGUGGCUAGCGACCUCCCUCUCCGCAGGCUAUUCUGCCAUUUCGUGAGCGCCUCUGCUCUGGCCGCUCUCGCUCGAGGACAGGAUGAGGUAGAGAAGCAGCUUCUCGACUACCAGGGGGUACGCAAGAACGUGGCAGGGUUCGAGACGGCACUGGACACAUACCAGCAGAGCGAAGGUGUCUCGCCGGCCGACUACAGGCACUUGCUCAAAAAGCUCCAGACCAUCAUCAUCUUCGACUUGGAGGCCGCGAUCCAUCUAAAACAGUUUUCACAGCUCGGCGAGGUGGCGCGACGGGCAGUGAUCUGCGAAAAUGCCGACACAUUCAAAGCCAUGGCGGACUGCCUUUUGCGACUUCAAGGGCCCUGUCAGAUCCCCUCACAAGAGCUCUAUUCCACCCUAAACUUUGUAAUCACGCAGCUUGCAGAGCUGCAAGACUACAACUCUGCCACGCUCUUGAGAUACAUCCGCUGUCUAUUUCAGGCAACGAUGGGGCUGGAUCCAGACCUAGCAUUCAAUGAGCUGAAAACGGCGUGCGAUGUAGUGAAGCGAUCGGUUGAGGUCGAGGGCUCUCCAUGGCCCCGCGAGGAGCUGGAGUGGAUCGCAAUAGUGGCAUACAACCAUGGGGUCGAUUGUUCUAGCCAGGAAGACGAGGAAAGGGCUCAGAGGUGGAUCCGCAUGGCCAUCAACCUAGCUCACUACAACGACGACAAAGGCAAGCUGAAGCGCUCGAUGCACGAUAACUACAUGUCUCUGUCUCUGAGACAACAGGGCGGGCGGACGGCUUGA
Gaeumannomyces tritici R3-111a-1 is the source of this 2892-nucleotide messenger RNA. RefSeq lists its product as hypothetical. The record is from RefSeq and is a predicted model, not a curated record. Bases 1 to 2892 code for a protein of 963 amino acids. The transcript is spliced from 9 exons. NCBI's taxonomy places the organism in Eukaryota, Fungi, Ascomycota, Sordariomycetes, Magnaporthales, Magnaporthaceae. Gene Ontology annotation, biological process: meiotic cell cycle; regulation of synaptonemal complex assembly.